Aegilops tauschii subsp. strangulata is the source of this 480-nucleotide messenger RNA. Lineage: Eukaryota; Viridiplantae; Streptophyta; Magnoliopsida; Poales; Poaceae. The record is from RefSeq and is a predicted model, not a curated record.
AUGAACGAGGAUGGGGUUGCCAUUUCCUCGAACACCUCAUGCGCGGCGGGAGGAGGUUCGGCGACGGCGGCGGGCGGGGCCGCGGGCUUCUUCCGUGCCGCGGGCUUCUUCCGCGGCUUGUUCACGGCCGGGGACGAGCCGGCGACCUUGGAGGAAGCCCCUCGCGGCCCACGGGAGCCUGCCUUCGGCCGGCUCUUCUUGGGGGCGGGCGCGGCGGGGGCGGCCGCCGGGGCGGGGACGGGGGCCGGGGCGGGAGCCGGGGAGGCGGGAGGAGGCGGUGCGAGGCCCGCCCGCCGCCGCUUGGCCCCGACGUGGGUCGCCGCCACCACGUCGGCCACGGUCCGGGCGGAGGCGGGGGCAGGGGCGGGGGCGGGGCCCGAGUCGGGCGGGGCGGGCGCGGCGGCGGGCGGGGGUUACCGUGCCCCUGGGACAUGCCAUGGUAGUAGCGAGGGUUAUAAACCCGCGCAGCUACUAAGUUGA